AACAAACAACAAAAGCAUCCGCAACGCACCUCUCACUGAAUGGUAGCGUCCGGUUCGGUCCUGGGGAAACAGUUGCGGUAGUUAUCAACUGGCAAAGCUCGACGCUACGGUAUGCUGCUACCGGCUGCUGCCACCAGCCGUUAAGCGAGAGAAAGAGAGAGUGAAAGACACCACGGUGGCGUUUGGCGGGACGUGUGUAUUGGUGUACAGUCGCCGUUAAACCCGCGGAUGAAUCAUUCGGGCGUUAGUACGUGUGCCUUGUGUCAGCGACGACGACGACGACAGCGGGCCGCAGCAACCACCAGCGAGAACUGUUGCCUGGACCAACAUCCGUCUACGCAUCCGCCCCGGCGAUCGUCGCGCCCGGAAGAAGGAUAGCGAACGUCCAAACUGGGCCAUAUUGGAGCAUUGGAAGCAUCCUGCAUGUUGCUGCGCAUCCCCUGUCCGUCCUCCUUCAUCCCAGGGCCAUUCGCAAACUUCUCGGUUACACGCGCGCGCUAAGUGCACCCAGUGGUGGUCCCUACUAAGACGCGUGCUGCAUCGAACGAACGGUGGCAAGGGGCAAAAUAAUACGGUGAACUCCGGGUGUCGGCACGACGGGUCCGGUGAUCGCGAUCUCGCGCUUCGUCUGUGCAUUAUUCGGUGACGAUGAGGGACCACAGUGCCGUUGCGGCGUCCUCGGCGUACGACGAUAGCUCGCAGCAGUACGACAGCGACAGUAACAGCAGCACCGGUGGCGCCAGCCACAACAGUCAACACAGCAACGACGCGGACACCGCGGACGGUAGCAGCAGCAACGUCAGCAAUCAAGCCACCGCCACCAGUGACGGUGCCGGUCCGGGGGCUGGCCCCGCCAAUGCGGCACCGGCGGUCACCACCGCUGCCAGCCCCGGACGCCAGCCAAAAACGCUCGAUCUGUCGAUCAGUGCCGCCACCGCCAACGCCAGCGUAGCGCUCACCAGCCUGCUCCUGACGCACGCAUUCGCACCAUUCGAGGCCAUCGGGGUGCACAGUGGCGUACCGACGCGCACCACACCGACACUGACACCGACGACGCUGAAGAACAUCGAGCAGAGCAUCAUGGGGCUGACGAGUGACAACCAGAUCAACCUGCCGUACCAGGCGGGCUUCGUGCCACCGCCGUUCCCGCUGGAGGAGCUGAGCCAGGAUCGGGAAGCGAGCCAGGAGUCGUUCAGCUCGACGUCGAACGCGUCGUGGGCGGUGUCCGGUUCCGGGCACGGGUACGGUGCCGAUGACGUCGACUCCAAGUCGUCCACCUCGACGCUCGAUCCACCACUGUCCACGAACUCGUCGUCGAACGCUCGGGGGGCCAGCGGUCAGCGGUAUGGUGCUGUUACCGGUGCCACCGGGCGUCCAUCCUCGGCCAUCGGUGUGGAUGCUACCGUAGGAGGAGGAGGAGGAGGAGGAGGAGGGGCAGGCGGCGUUGCAGUAGGAGCUGCCUCAGUCGCAGCCCCUGCGUCCGCUUCGGGCGGGCGCACCCGUCGCAACGUUGGUGGCCGCCGUCCCCACAAGCCCUCGAAUCUGUCGCCGGAGGAGGAGGAGAAGCGGCGCAUCAGGCGCGAGCGUAACAAGCAGGCGGCGGCCCGUUGCCGGCGGCGCCGCGAAGACCACACCAACGAGCUGGUGGAUGAGACCGACCAGCUGGAAAAGCAGAACCAACAGCUGCACCAGGAGGUCCAGUCGCUGAAGCAGGAGGUGCAGCAACUCGAGCGGAUCAUGGACUCGCACCGGGACCAACCGUGCCAGCUGCGGAAUCGGCGCACUGGCACCACCGGUGCUGCCGCCGGUGCUGGUGGUGGUAACAGCAACGCCGUACCAGCGGUCCCACCCGGUGAACAGCAACCGCCGCCGGUGGUUCUUCCCGCCGCCGGUGGUAAUGGUGGGCUCGCCAGCAAUCCGGCGACCCUACUGUUGCCCCUGAUCAAAACGGAACCGGAAGAGGAUCUCGCGGACAUUCCGCAGCACCACCAGCAGCCACAGGACGAUCAGCAGGAUGCCUACAUUGCUCGCGGUGCACCGCCGAUGAAGAAGAUAAAGAUACCGCCGAACCAAAGCGACAGCCUGGAAACGCCAACCCCGACCACCGUUUUUCCGCCACACUCGCUGCUCAGUCCGGGGCUGACCGGGGUCAAGCUGAGUGGCGGCGCAGCCAGCAAUAAUGGCAGUGGAACCGGACGUCGUCCCGAUCGUCCGCGUAGUCUGCUGAUCGGUACCGCCGCCGGCAUGCUCAACAGCAAUGGCCAUUCGGCGUUGGCCGGUAGUGGUGCUGGUGGGGUUGCUGCCGCUGCUGCGGCUGCUGCUGCGGUGGCGGCGGUUGGGGGUGGCCUUUCCACACCCUCGAACGGGCUCUUCAACUUCGACAGCCUGAUGGAGGGUGGCACCGGGCUGACGCCGAUCGCGGCCCCGAUCAGCUUCCCGCCAAACCGGAACCCGCUCGAGCUUAUCACACCGACCUCGACCGAUUCGUCCAAGCUGUGCAGCCUCUAAGAAAGAAGCGAGCGAGCGAACGACGACCGAUGUGCUCAACCGAAAGCCCACCCCGACCCCCCUCUCUCUCUCUCUCUCUCUCUGUCUCUCCGGCGCCGCAUCAGUCCACGCCCUCUCUCGACAUAUUCUAAACGCAAUACGCGAGGCUCCAGUUGGGGUCUGUGCCUUGCCCGCUCCGUAUUCCUGUUGACUCUUUGUCCCGUUCCAUUUUUGUAGUGUUUACCAGCAGCCCCCAACCUUCUCUCUGUAACUCUUUCUCUCAUCAUACAGUCGUUGUACAGCGGAGGUACAGAUGGAGACACAGAGAAAAAGAAACAGGAAUAGCGAUAAGAAACGAAAGAGAGCGAGAGUGAGAGAGAGAGGGCAAAUGAGGGACUCGGAUUUUUAUCUCAUUCACAUCCGUUUGGGGACGGUGUUUGGGGAUUUUUUUUCCCCAUUCUCGAGUUUUAACAAAAAAAAACAAUUAUUUUUGUUUCGGCAAUUAGCGGUUAAGCAAUGAGGAAAAACGAAUGAGAGAAAAAGAGAUAGAGAGAGAGAGAGCAAAGCGGCGGUGUAGUGAGGGUCAUUCGAUAGGAUAGUCCUAGUGCGAAGCCGGUGAGGAAGAAGGGAAUCGGAGGGGAACCAGGAUCCAUUCCAAACGUUCUCCUUCCGCCACUUCACCCCGCCUGGUGCUUUCCAAAGCAACCAACAGUGAUUUGAUAAGCAAGCAGGAGUUGUAAGGUGUAGUGGCCCGCCAAACAGGUGAACCAGAAGACAGCGCAACAGGCGCCGUAGCACGUACACCACCACCACCAACCCCAAACUCGACGCUAGCAGGAGCCCAACACACGGGCCACCGGUUAGGCGAGUCGUAGCAGUAGUAAACUACUUGUCAGCGAAAACCGCAACCGCAACAAGCGCUACCAGAAAUAAACUAUUUACUGAUUUUACUUACUCAA
Molecule: messenger RNA, 3446 nt
Organism: Anopheles aquasalis
Lineage: Eukaryota; Metazoa; Arthropoda; Insecta; Diptera; Culicidae
Gene: kay
Product: transcription factor kayak
Biological process (GO): regulation of transcription by RNA polymerase II
Cellular component (GO): nucleus
Molecular function (GO): DNA-binding transcription factor activity, RNA polymerase II-specific; RNA polymerase II cis-regulatory region sequence-specific DNA binding
Source: RefSeq, a predicted model, not a curated record